CGCCAGGUCAAACCGCGCUUCACCGAUAGUUACAUCCUCCUCCGCUUCAUCGAGCUAUAUCGUUCACCACGAGCUGAGAAGAGCUCUUGUAACUGCAGCUGCUCAACUCUCCUACAAUGGCCACUUCCCUUCUUCUCUCUUCUCCAUCUUACACCUGUUACAGUCAUUGCAUUUGCAAAAGGCCAUCAAUCACAUGCUCCUCAGUUUGCCUUCAGAAACCACUAUGUAAUAUCAAGCUUUAUGCGGGACCUUUUGGAGCUUUUUCUUGUCUCUCUGCAUCAACACCUUCAGCUUCUAGUAGAGCUGCUUUUGGGGCUCAAAGGAAGCACGUUUUUUCUGCGUUCACUGCUCCAAUUGGAUAUCAAAGGUCUGAUCACAUGCACUACCGUACUGAUUCGGACACAGUGGCUGAAUUAGAAGUUCAGUUGGAAGAAUUACUCAAUGAAGUCAGAAUGAUGACCAUGAGCGGGAGGAAGAAUGAUGCUGUAGAGCUACUUCAAGCUAAUUAUGAAGUUGUAAAAGAACAAAUGGAAUCAGGCGCCGUUGGCAUUGAACAAGCUGCUCUUCUUGACAUCGUGGCUUUGGGGUAUUUAACCGUUGGAGACUUGAAGUUUGUUGCUUCUGUAUUGGAUAUAUUGAACAAAGUUGUUGACAGUCUGACGGACGGUGAACCCUUUCUGGAUUCAGUGCUUCUGCAUAUGGGGAGCAUGUACUCAACCUUAAAAAAGUUUGAGAAAUCAGUAUCUGCGUACAAGAGGGCUAUUGAUAUCAUGGAGAAAAAAUUUGGAGAAGACAGUAGCUUUCUUAUCACUCCAAUUUUAGGGAUGGCUAAAGUUCUUGGUACCAUUGGAAGAGCUGGAAAGGCAGUAGAGUGCUACAAUCGUGCAAUUUCACUUCUGGAAUCAAGAAGAGGCUUUGAGAACGAGGAUUUGGUUAUACCUUUGUUUAGUCUGGGCAAUCUUAUGCUCAAAGAAGGAAAAGGCAAGGAUGCAGAAACAUGUUUUGCAAGGAUUGUGAACAUAUAUAAAAAGUUAUAUGGAGAGAAAAAUGGAAAAGUCGGAAUGGCUAUGUAUUCUCUGGCUAAUGCAAAAUAUGCAAGAGGGGAAGCAGACGAAGCUGUUACCUUAUAUAGAAGAGCUUUGGAGAUUAUUAAGGAUUCAAAUGAUAUGGCUGUAGAUGACAGCACUACUGAGAAGAUGAGGAUUGAUUUGGCAGAACUAUUGCAUGUUCUAGGAAGAGGGAAUGAAGGCAGAGAACUUCUAGAAGAGUGUUUGUUGAUCAAUGAAAGGUUGAAAGGAAAAGAGCAUCCCAGCUCAGUGAAGCACCUUGUAAACCUUGCCGCUUCUUAUUCACGGUCAAAGAAUUAUGUGGAGGCUGAGCGUUUGUUGCGAAUUGGAUUGGACAUUAUGAUAAAGGCAGUCGGAUCUGAUGAUCAAUCAAUUACAGUCCCAAUGUUGGAUCUUGCUGUCACUCUUUACAAUCUAAAACAGGAUGAUGAGGCCGAGCAACUUGCUCUUGAAGUCUUGCGAAUAAGGGAAAAUGCUUUUGGAAAAGAUUCACUUCCUGUUGGUGAGGCUCUAGAUUGUUUGGUUUCAAUUCAGAGCAGGCUAGGGAAGGAUGAAAGUGAGCUACUGAAGCUGCUGAAGAGAAUUCUUAGAAUCCAGGAGAGAGAGUUCGGGGACGAUGGUGAAGAGGUCAUCGACACCCUCAAGAAAAUAGCCUUCUGCAUGGAAAAACUGGGAAUGAAAGAUGAGAAAUUUCUACUUCAAAAACGACUAUCCAUGCUGCGUAUGAAAUUCAAGAACCAGAUGCAAUACUAAAGUUAUUUGUUGGUUGGUAGGCUAUGGCGCCACGCAAAAUCAGUUCAACUCAAACUAGAUGAGGUAGGCCCGCUAGAGGCUAGCCAGUACUAGGGUCAUUGGAACAACAACUCAAGAGCCGAGCAAAUGGCCAGGCAAGGGUUCCCACCAGUGGUCCAACCACCAUUGACUCUACUCGGUAACCUGAUUGAAUUUGGCACCUAAACUUUUACUGCCGUCAUGAUGGAGAGAAUACAAUCAUUGUUCCGGACUACAAUAACCAACUAAAUGGUCUAGUUGAAUAGAAGUCAACAAAACAUGUGAGAGGAAGCGACAGUUGUGGGAUUUUAGGAAGUACAACUUGAACUUUUGAUGAGUCACUAGUUGUCGUUGAUAGAAUUAUCAACAAAUAUUUGGUUAUAUGAAAUGUCUUAAGAGUGUAAGAAAUUGCAGUGUCGUCAUCGUGUUGAUGGAAUUGGACAAUGCCUAUAUAUGGUAGGAGUCUGUCGAGAGGUUGAUUGUCACUAGCGAAGGCAUUGUGACUUGGUCACAGUUUAAGGAAGCCUUCAACCAGCAGAGCUUCGCGGCGAUAACAAGAGUUAACAAUCAACCGAGUUCUUGAACUUUAAAUA
Molecule: messenger RNA, 2431 nt
Organism: Cucumis melo (muskmelon)
Lineage: Eukaryota; Viridiplantae; Streptophyta; Magnoliopsida; Cucurbitales; Cucurbitaceae
Exons: 10
Coding region: 117-1820 (567 amino acids)
Biological process (GO): chloroplast organization
Cellular component (GO): chloroplast
Molecular function (GO): protein binding
Source: RefSeq, a predicted model, not a curated record